Molecule: messenger RNA, 1819 nt
Organism: Cuscuta campestris
Lineage: Eukaryota; Viridiplantae; Streptophyta; Magnoliopsida; Solanales; Convolvulaceae
Source: the annotation of a GenBank genome assembly
CCAUUCCGUCCAGUAAACAAACAUGUGGUCUUCCUUCCUCCCUCCCUUUAAACCCCCUCCUCCUCCAUCUCCCCUUUCUCCACCAAACCUUCAACCCCCCUCUCCCUCUCUCGAUCAACUGGUUUGCAGCAGCAGCAGCAGCAGCAGCUUAGUGCUUCUUACGAGCUCCGCCGACUAUGGCGGCCGGAAUCACCAGUGCCCCUUGCUCCCGAACUAUCUACAGCCGCCAGUUCUCAUUCAUCCGCCCCAGUUCCUCCUCCGCUUCCCCGCCGAGUUUAGUGUUCUCUCCGUGGAGUAGGUGGUUUCCGAGUUCGGUUAUUAGCUCUCCUAAAAAGCCCCGGGUUAGUGUCUGCUUUGUUGUGGGAAAGCAGAAAUUGGAGUCCGAGAUUGAAAUUCUGGCGGAGGAGGAGAUUGAGAAGCAGCAGAUCUCGGCCUCCCGAUUGGAAGAGAAAUCGGAGAGGAAGAAGUCCGAGCGCUUCACGUACCUUGUUGCCGCCGUGAUGUCGAGCUUAGGAGUUACGGCCAUGGCUGUUCUCGCCGUUUAUUACAGAUUUGCUUGGCAAAUGGAGGGAGGAGAAAUUCCAUAUAUUGAGAUGUUCGGUACAUUUGCUCUAUCAGUUGGAGCCGCUAUUGGAAUGGAAUUCUGGGCGAGAUGGGCUCACAGAGCGCUUUGGCACGCUUCGUUGUGGCACAUGCAUGAGUCUCACCAUAAACCAAGAGAAGGAGCAUUUGAGCUGAAUGAUGUGUUCGCCAUAAUUAACGCUGUCCCGGCCAUAGCUCUCCUCUCCUAUGGUUUCUUCCACAAAGGCAUCGUUCCUGGCCUCUGUUUUGGAGCAGGACUGGGAAUCACGGUGUUUGGGAUGGCCUAUAUGUUUGUCCAUGAUGGUCUCGUACACAAGCGGUUUGCCGUGGGGCCCAUUGCCAAUGUACCGUAUUUUAGAAGAGUGGCUUCGGCUCAUCAGCUGCAUCACACGGACAAGUUCAAUGGUGUCCCAUAUGGCCUAUUUCUAGGACCCAAGGAAUUGGAAGAAGUGGGAGGGUUAAAAGAGCUGGAGAUUGAAAUUAAUCGAAGAAUCAAGUUGGCUAGGAAGGGAUGAUCAUUUUCCUUGAUAAUUUUCAUCCAUAAAUCAUUUUCUUUUAAUAUGUAGUUUCCUCACUUGAAUUAUAGUAGUACUAAUUACUCCGUUUAAAAGAGUAAUAUAUUCAGUCCUGUCCUCUCGGUAUAUAAGUGGAGGAUAGUGUCAACAUUUAAUGUAAAAAUAUCAUUUUUAUUAUUAAAGUAAAUAAGAUACUGCUUAAGUUAUGACAAAUGUGAAUUACCAACCCUUUUGAACUUGUCGUCAAAGAAAAAACGUGGAAGGGGAAUGCUCACGGUGGGCGCACCCAAGCCCCGACCCGACAUAGGUUCGGGGAGUGGACAAAUUUUAUGGACUGUCAUUCCAUUGAUCUAUUGACAAUCAUCACAUAUACGAUAGUUGCAUUUAUUUUUACAAAAAAAAAAAAUAUAAAAUUAUAGAUCUAUAUAUAUAAUCGUUAUGCCUUGUUUUUAGGUGGAGGACGUGAAUCAAGUCCCAAAAGACGUCACAAGCCAGGUCUUAUCUUUUGGGCUAAAAUCCACGUGCUCCACUUCAAAUUUCAAGUAACGAAACACUUCUCCUACUGCUCUGUGUCGUCAGCCUCAUCCUCAAUUUCCUCUUUAUUUCUCCAAUCAAUCUACCUUCUUGAAUUGGUUCUUGGAUGUAAUUAACAAAGUCAGCUCUGUUUUAAUGGCGGCAGAAUGGUAAGAGUUUAGUAGAAUAAUUAAAACUAGGGUUUUUAU